CGGGAUUCAGAGUGCAUGGAUUGAAAUGUGACCCAUGGGGGCGAAAGGAGGGUUUGUGGGGUUAUAAUGGAUUCAGCUUUGAUUAAGCAGCUCUUCAAACCAGAGGGUUCCAGACAGAGGCUUUUGAGGGCUGGACAGUCACUAAGUGAAAUCCAUUUUGUCACGUCCUUAGCUGAACUCCCUCAAAAAUGCAAAACAUAUCAUCGAGUACAUGAAGAUAAAUUUAUGAGACUUACUGAAGAAUGACAUCCACUGUAAGUACCAGCUAUACCUUGAUUCCCAACCAGAAAUACAGACGUAGUAACCGUCGCUCCAGACGGUUUUGCAAGAUCCUGGACAUUGAUUCCCAAUCUCUGUCAACACUGGGAGAUUUUAAAGCACUGCCAAUAGAGAUCUUUCAAAUGGUCUUGGAACAUCUUUCAGUGAAAGAUAUCAGCAUGCUAAGCAUGGUGUCGAAAACCAUCAGCAGCCGCCUUAUUAAUUACAUCUCAACCCCAUCAGGAAACAGAAGGCUUUUACAGAAAGACUUUCAUAACCUUGAGCUAUCUGGCAAGAGACAAGGAUCCUGUAUUUUAGAGCACUACAGAGCUCUAGGUUUAUUGCUUAAAAGGUGCACACUACUGCUGCCCACAAAAGACAGACUUAAAUAUAUACACAACAUACUCUCAGAAGUUUCCUGUUUUAAACUUAAUGGUUGUCCAAAUCCUUUGCAUUGCUUAGGAUUACAGUGUUAUGGGGUAUUUCUACAGACGCUAACAGCAGGCUGGGAUGAGCUAGAGUGCCAUCGGGUUUUCAACUUCCUCUGUGAGCUGAGCAAUCUACCCCGUAAAAUGCAGACAGUUGUCAGCAGCAAGCCAGGAAGUGCCCGAAAGCUGGAGUUGCGGAUACGGCUAUAUUGUCGCAGUGUCCUGCUGUACCACUGGAUUCAUCGAAGUGAUUCUGCAUUUUGGCUGACUCGUAUCUUAAAACCAUGGCCAAUGGUUAAUCAAGCUCGGUUACUAUACAUCAUUUUUGGGCCAGUCUCUUCUCUAGAUGGACACGUGGUCUGGCAGAAAAUGAUAGAAGGACCAACAGACGAAACCAGUUUAAAGGGUCUUGCUGAUGCCAUUAAACUCCUGUAUGACACAGAAGCUAAAGAGUGGACUGCAGAUGAUGUUAUCAGUCUUGUGGAUGAAUUGUCAGUGGUUCCCCGGGAAUGGCUUAUGGAAAAUAAUGCUCGUCUCCUUAUCCUGAGUGGGAACAACAUCUGUUUCACCUUCAUGGCCAGUAAAGCUGUGAAUGGGCGGGCUGUUGAGCUGGCCAGGCUAAUGGUCUUUCUAGCUUUGGUCUGUGAGAAGGACCUGUACUGUAUGGACUGGACAGUAAAAAUGAUGCAGAAGGUCUGCCAAGUUUUCAGCACUCCAGGAGAGAAGAAUAAUUUCCUGCAGAGUGUUGAGAAUGCGUUUGCUCACCUGGUCAUGGAUAUGCUACAGUCUGUAAUGUCUGGAGAUCGUGAUGAAGAAGACAGCAGUUUUUUGAAUCUGUUUCAUCUUGUGAAUGCACAAGCUAACUUCCAUAAAGAAAUCUUGUACCUGACCUUGAGAAGCACCUCCACCUAGCUAAGACUUUUAGAGAAAGGUGACCUACUUCCUUCCCCCAUUUUUUUUCUCGCACAUGCAAAACAAUGUUAAUCUACCUUUUAAGUUUGCUCUCCAGGAGGCUGACUGGAGAUGCUAGCAGAAUACAUAUCAGAAGAAUUAUAAAAAAAAACUUCUGGAAAGUACUGUGGUAUCUCAAAGACACUGUAGCAUGGCCCUGUACAAAUUUCUCUGUGGCUUUGUGUCACAAUUGCUGAGGAGACAAUAUAUGGCAUUCCAUGAUUCAACUGCUGAGUAUGGGAAUAUACACUGCGUUCUUUUCCCACUGUGUGUGUGUUUGCAUACAAAAUAAAAAAUGACAUGGUUUUCAUAUUUCAUGCACAUCUACAAUUAAAGAAUGUUAUCUUAGAU
This is a messenger RNA of Alligator sinensis (Chinese alligator), 1988 nucleotides long. RefSeq names its product F-box protein 47 (gene FBXO47). The transcript has 13 exons. Gene Ontology annotation, molecular function: protein binding. The coding region runs from base 243 to 1598 and encodes 451 amino acids. The record is from RefSeq and is a predicted model, not a curated record. Lineage: Eukaryota; Metazoa; Chordata; Crocodylia; Alligatoridae.